Molecule: messenger RNA, 315 nt
Organism: Penicillium samsonianum
Lineage: Eukaryota; Fungi; Ascomycota; Eurotiomycetes; Eurotiales; Aspergillaceae
Product: amidohydrolase family protein
Exons: 1
Coding region: 1-315 (104 amino acids)
Source: RefSeq, a predicted model, not a curated record
AUGAUCGACACUGUCAGGAGGGAUUUAACAAACGAUAUCGUUACCAAUGUUGGUAAGCGGAUGGGCUUCGCGGACUCCACAGCGGGAGGCACCUCAACCAUUAUUGACAUCAAAACAAACCUCGGCCCGUCCGUGGCUACCCUCUCUCUUGACGAACUACGAAAGACGGUUGACCUUCAAUAUGGGGCUGGGCAGGGUUCUCGGAAACCUCACAUGGACCCGAGUUUUAAUCGUCGGUGCGUUCCCUAUUUUCCCAGUGAGAUCAGCGCAGAGGCUGAGAGUGAUGAUUCCGCCACUGGUGGGGUGGAGAUUUGA